AUGCUGAUCGCACUUAUCGGACCACCUGGGGCGGGCAAGGCGACAAUCGCGCACUUUCUCGCAGAACAGCAUGGAUUCCGCUUGCUCCGCAUCGACUCGAGCUCACCGUCUGGACCUACAGCUACCGCAUCAUCCUCUGAAAAGCAAUCGACGGAUGCAAUCACUCUGCCCAACUCGAAAGUGAUGCUGGACUACGUGACCGAUCGAUGGGAUUCGCCUUUUGUCACUCUCGACCUGACCACCGUUGCCGACCUAGAUGCGUUUAUCAAGCGGCCGUUCUUCCUGUGCGUCGAAGUAGCAGCACCCCUGCUGAUGCGCUGGGAGAGGUACACGUCCAAGCACAGAACAGUCUCUUUGGAGGACUUUGUUGCAUUGGACGACGAGCUUUCGUACGGCGGUCACUCGCUUUCGCAGACGAACGGAAGUGUACCUAUGCUAGCUCGCGGAUCAUCCAGCAGCUCGCUCAUCGGUGGUAACGGCAUCAUCGACAACAUGUCGAGCAUAUCUCUCCAGCCCUCCUCCACAUCAUCCUCAGGUCUGACAAGUCUACGACGCUUCACCCACCUGCUCAUCAACAACUCCUUCCCCCACCUCUCGCAUCUCCACUCGCACCUAACCACCCUCAACCUCCCUUCCACGGAACGUCUCCGCCCCUGCUGGGAUACCUAUUUCCUAAAACUCUGCAACCUCGCCUCUCUGCGUUCCAACUGCAUGAAACGUCGUGUCGGCGCCGUCCUCGUCAGCUCCAACCGGAUCCUCGCCACGGGCUACAACGGCACCCCCUCGGGCCUCCGAAACUGCAACCAAGGUGGAUGUGCCCGAUGCAACAACACCCUCGUCGCAGAGGGCAAGUCCGGCAAUGCGUGCGGUCAGAAUUUGGAAGAAUGCCUCUGCCUCCACGCUGAGGAGAACGCACUGUUGGAGGCGGGAAGAGCAAAGAUCGCUAUGGGUGGCGAAAGGGAUAUGGGCGCUACGAUGUAUUGCAACACGUGUCCGUGUUUGAGGUGCGCGGUCAAGAUUAUUCAGACGGGAAUAAGGAAAGUGGUGUACCAGCUGGAGUAUAGUAUGGACAGUAGGACGAAGAUGAUCUUUCAGGAGGCGGGGGUGGAGAUACGGCAGUUUCACCUGGACGCGUGA
Molecule: messenger RNA, 1137 nt
Organism: Pseudozyma hubeiensis SY62
Lineage: Eukaryota; Fungi; Basidiomycota; Ustilaginomycetes; Ustilaginales; Ustilaginaceae
Exons: 1
Coding region: 1-1137 (378 amino acids)
Molecular function (GO): ATP binding; zinc ion binding; ATP hydrolysis activity
Source: RefSeq, a predicted model, not a curated record